UACUGAUUGUUCUGAAAAUGAUGGAAAAAAAACGAAAAAGAAGAAUAUGGAGGAUCUUAAAAAAGAGCUUGAGAUGGAUGAACACAAAAUAGAUCUUAAAGAUUUGUUAAUAAGACUGGAAACAAGUGUAGAAAAAGGACUCAGCACAAGCAUUGUUGAAAGAAAUUUAGCUCGAGAUGGUUUAAAUUGUCUUCAAGGUGUCAAAGGUACAUCUCAAUGGAUAAAAUUUUUAAAGCAAAUGACAAACGGUUUUGCAUUACUUUUGUGGGCUGGAGCUAUACUUUGUUAUAUUGUAAGCAUUAUUCGUUUUACAAGCCAACCAGAUCCAGUAUAUGAUGAAGUGUACUUGGGCACUGCUUUGGCAGUUGUUGUUCUUGUUACUGGUAUUUUUUCAUAUUAUCAGGAUUCAAAAAGUUCCAGAAUUAUGGAUAGUUUUAAAAAACUUAUUCCACAAGAAGCCACAGUGAUGCGUGAUGGUUCAAAAGUAACAAUAAAUCCCAGUUAUUGUGUUGUAGGAGAUGUUGUUUAUUUGAAAAGUGGUAACAGGAUUCCUGCUGAUGUUCGCAUUAUUGAAUCUAGAGGGAUGAAGGUUGACAAUUCUUCAUUAACAGGGGAAUCUGAGCCUCAAUCACGAAAUAUUGAUUGUACUUCUGACAACCCAAUUGAAACAAAAAAUCUUGGUUUUUUUUCCACCAAUGUACUUGAAGGAGAUGGUAUUGGAAUUGUUGUUAAAGUUGGAAAUAAAACAGUUAUGGGUCGUAUUGCAAAUCUUGCAUCAGGAUUGGAAAGUGGUAAAACACCAAUUGCUAUUGAAAUUGAACAUUUUAUUCAUAUAAUAACAGGUGUUGCUGUAUUUUUUGGUGUCCUCUUUUUUAUUAUUUCAAUGGGUAUGGGCUAUAAUUGGUUACAGUCUUUUAUCUAUCUUGUUGGUAUUAUUGUAUCAAAUGUUCCUGAAGGUCUUCUUGCUACUGUCACGGUUUGUCUUACAUUAACAGCUAAAAAAAUGGCUAAAAAAAAUUGUCUAGUAAAAAACUUACAAGCUGUUGAAACACUUGGAAGUACUUCAGUUAUUUGUUCAGAUAAAACAGGAACAUUAACCCAAAAUCGCAUGACAGUUGCCCAUGUCUGGUUUGACCUACACACUGUUGAAAUAAAUACUUCAGAUAAUCAACCUAGUUUUCUUGAGAAUCAAAAUUCACCGACAUGGCAGGCACUUGCAAGAAUUGGUGCGUUAUGUAGCAGAGCUGAUUUUAAAAGUGGUCAAGAAAAUGUUCCAGUAAUGAGAAAAGACUGUACUGGUGAUGCAUCAGAGGUGGCCAUUUUAAAAUUUAUUCAAAACACUGUUGGAGAUGUUAUGAGCAUACGUUCAAAACAUAAAAAACUUGCAGAGGUUCCUUUUAACUCAACUACAAAAUAUCAAGUGUCUGUUCAUGAGAUAGAAAAUAUCAGUGUAACUUCUAAUGGACCAUCCUAUUUUGCUGUUAUGAAAGGUGCACCUGAGAGAAUCUUGGAGAGAUGUUCAACUGUUCUAAUUGAUGGAGAGGAAAAACCAAUUGAUGAAGACUUUAUAGAUAUGUUUAACAAGGCUUAUGCAUCUCUCGGCGGUUUUGGAGAGCGUGUAUUGGGGUUUUGUCAAUAUUACUUUCCUCUUGACCAAUAUCCUAAUGGGUUUGCAUUUAACUCAGAGGAUCCUAACUUUCAACAGGAUAGAUAUUGUUUUAUUGGUUUAAUGAGCAUGCUGGAUCCACCAAGACCUUCAGUACCAGAUGCUGUGAGUAAAUGCAGAAGUGCUGGAAUUAAAGUCAUCAUGGUAACAGGCGACCAUCCCAUUACAGCCAAAGCUAUAGCUAAAAGUGUUGGAAUCAUAUCUGAAGGAACUGAUACUGUUGAAGACAUGGCACAGAGGUUGAAUAUACCCAUUGAAGAAGUCAGAAAAGAUCAAGUGAAAGCGUGUGUAGUAAGUGGUGCUCAGUUAAAAGACAUGAGUCAAACAGAACUUGAUGAAGUUUUGAAAAAUCAUACUGAGAUUGUUUUUGCUCGAACAUCUCCUCAGCAAAAAUUAAUUAUUGUUGAAGGUUGUCAACGUCUUGGUGCCAUUGUCGCUGUUACUGGUGAUGGUGUAAAUGAUUCACCUGCUUUAAAAAAGGCAGAUAUUGGUAUUGCAAUGGGUAUAGCUGGAUCAGAUGUGUCAAAACAAGCUGCUGAUAUGAUCCUACUUGAUGAUAACUUUUCUUCAAUUGUCACUGGUGUUGAAGAAGGACGUUUAAUAUUUGAUAAUUUAAAGAAAGCAAUUGUCUACAGUUUAACCUGUAACAUUCCAGAAUUAACUCCAUUCAUCUUUUUUAUCAUACUAAAUAUUCCUCUGCCACUUGGAACCAUUCCGAUGUUACUGAUCUGUGUAGGUACUGAUAUUGCUCCUGCUAUCUCAUUGGCUUAUGAACCUCCAGAAAAUGAUAUUAUGGAGCGUAAACCAAGAGAUCCUAAAUGUGACAACCUUGUGAAUGCUCGUCUUAUUUGUCAAUCUUAUGCUGUCAGAGGUGUAAUUGAGUCUGUUGGUGCUUUUUUGUGUUACUUCAUUGUUAUGGGUGAAAAUGGAUUCCGACCUAUAUAUUUACUUGGCCUAAGAAAUGAUUGGGAUGAUAAAACUAACAAUAAUCUUCUUGAUUCCUAUGGAAGUGAAUGGAGUUAUCAUCAACGCAAAGAGCUGGAGUAUACAGUUUAUUCAGCCUAUUUUACUGCCAUUGUUGUUUCACAAUUUGGUGAUCUUUUUGCCAGUAAGACACGGCGACUGUCUCUAUUUCAACAUGGAAUAAGUAAUUGGGUUAUAUUCUUUGCGAUAUUUUUGGAGACAGCUUUAGCUUCAAUUGCCCAGUAUACACCUGGAUUGAAUACUGCUUUGACAUUGCGUCCAAUUAGAUUUGUUUAUUGGUUGCCUGGUUUACCGUAUGGCUUAUUAAUACUUGUUGUAGACGAACUAAGAAAGUUAAUUAUAAGUCGUAAUCCAGGAGGUUGGAUGGAAAAAGAAGCAUAUUAUUAGAUGGCAUUUUUUUCUAACAAGUCGAUUUUUUAAAGUAAAGUUAUGUACAUUUAUGUUCAAAGUUUAUUCGCUCUUGUU
Molecule: messenger RNA, 3115 nt
Organism: Hydra vulgaris (swiftwater hydra)
Lineage: Eukaryota; Metazoa; Cnidaria; Hydrozoa; Anthoathecata; Hydridae
Product: sodium/potassium-transporting ATPase subunit alpha-like
Biological process (GO): intracellular potassium ion homeostasis; intracellular sodium ion homeostasis; sodium ion export across plasma membrane
Cellular component (GO): plasma membrane
Molecular function (GO): P-type sodium:potassium-exchanging transporter activity; ATP binding; ATP hydrolysis activity
Source: RefSeq, a predicted model, not a curated record